AGCGUCACAAGAACAGCUGACCACGUGGAUGGCGCAGCUGAGCAGUUCCCGCUACCAUCGACUGGACGCACUAACCACCAAAUUCGAGGACAUGAUCGUCAGUUGCUCGUACGGUCGCAAGAACUGCACUAAUCGAAGGUUCUUCACUCCAGUUUUCAUGAACCGUUACGGCAACUGCCUAUGCUUCAACUGCAACGCCAGCCGCGAAGAGGACGAUUUCUACGCGUACGACAGCACAUCCAGCCCCGAUAAUGGCCUCGUGUUGGUGCUUGACGUGCAACCGGACCAGUAUCUCCCCACGUCAACCGAGAUGGGCUUCUUCGUCAUGGUUCAUGGUCACGAGUAUAGCCCAGAUCCUUGCAGCGACGGGGACUUUGUGGAGCCCGGCUAUGCCACAUACAUCGGCAUACACUUGACCAAACGGUUGUCGCUUCCCGAGCCUUACGAGCACCCCUGCCAAAGUGACUGGCCACCACAUCUGGAAAAGCUGAUCGUGAAUGACUCCACCUAUACGAAAGAGGACUGCCUCAGUAUAUGCCUGCAAAGCAUGCUCCGGGAACGUUGCAAGUGCGAGUCAACCGACACCACAAACAUUUAUCAGUCACCAGAUGGAUAUGCAUAUCCAAUCUGCGAAUCCGACUAUGAGAACGGCGCCUGCGUGGCGAGCACACGGGCCAUCAUGGACCUUUCAACGACUGAAACUUCAUGCAAAUGUCAUCCGACUUGCACGGACAGAGAGUACUACAAAGAGAUAUCGAAGGACACACUUGCCAACUUCAUGGACAAGCACGAAGACUUGCGCAAGAGGCUUCUGGCCAAGGUUACUGUGUACUACCACACCCUUACGUCUGAGAACGCCUUCGCGGUUCCCCUGUAUGACGGAAACAGCGUGCUCAACAAUUUUGGACGCAUCAAUGGAAUCUACCUCGGCGUGUCUUUCCUCGUACUGUUGCGCCUUCUGGACACUGUGGUCAGGGGGAUCCACUUCCACAGGGACGGGACUUUCACCUGCUACGACGACCCGAACGAUAACGCGUAGGUCACCGCAAGACAUGGUGGAGGGAAUGGAGCGGCAUGAGAGCAUGCAGGUCAGAGGCCCAUUAUAAGUAACGUCGCGUAAGAAAAAUGUUUGUUACGUUUGGCUGAAAAUCCGGUGCUUCACAUAUUUAAGAAUACGGUGCUGGAGUUUAAGCCAGACGGCACCAGUCUUCGGCAGUCACUCCGACCUUAUCCCGAGCAUUUCUUAGUGUACUGCUAGGUCAAGCUACCGUCACACGUCACCACAUGAACGACGAGCAACGUCACGUUGAAGCAAAGUAGAACCCAAUUAUAGCAAAGGUUCGGUUAUUCUCUAUUGUCGAGGGCCGUAGCGCCACACAUAGUCGCAGUCUCAUUGUCAUUUUGCUUGCUGCCUUGUUGUCUAUGUCGUUCCUUUUUUGCCACAAGUGUAUAAUAAACAUUACGCCAUCUAAUAAAGCCUUCAAUUGUGAAA
Molecule: messenger RNA, 1492 nt
Organism: Dermacentor albipictus
Lineage: Eukaryota; Metazoa; Arthropoda; Arachnida; Ixodida; Ixodidae
Product: acid-sensing ion channel 4-A-like
Biological process (GO): sodium ion transmembrane transport
Cellular component (GO): plasma membrane
Molecular function (GO): ligand-gated sodium channel activity
Source: RefSeq, a predicted model, not a curated record